AUGGAGUUCACGGACGAAUUUGGCCAAUGUCUCGUUUGCGGGGAUCGCUCGGCGGGAAAGCAUUAUGGAGUGAUGGCUUGUUAUGGUUGCAAGGGGUUUUUUCGGCGAACGAUUCGCUCAGCACAGACGUACACGUGCCGUUUCCAACAAAAGUGCAGCAUCGAUAAAGAUCAACGAAACGCUUGCCGUUUCUGCCGAUUCCAACGGUGUUUGCAAGUGGGAAUGGAGCCUGAUGCAAUUCGACCCGACCGAGAUAUCAUCGGGAAACAGAAAAAUCCCCGACGAAAGAAGAUUUUGAAAAGACAAGACUCGUCCCUGUCCAUCUCAUAUCCGCAAACACCUGAGAUGCCCGUCGAGGACUCACUAAUCUCAAUUCUGAUCGAUAUCGAGUUGCGGGCAUCGGCGGGCCAGCUCAACAACGAAAAUAUCGGGUUCACCAGGGUGAAAGCGGAUCCUGACGUCGACUUGGCGUCGCUUUUUGUCAACGCUCAUCUCUACAUCGAUGACAUGUUUGAGAUCAGCUAUGGUCCGGGCAGAGUCGCGUCGACGGAGGAGUUGAAGGCUGCAUUCAAGCGAAAAGUUUUCUCGUGUAUUCACUGGAUCGAUGCCUUGUUCAGCCUUGCCGGCGUUUCCAGCAUCCGGGAAAAGGUAUGCGUGCUAAAAAGCGUCUUCGCUCAGUAUUGUCUUUUCGCGCAAGCCGCCCGGACAGCCCAGAUCUCAAUCGAUCCGAACACGUUUUUCCUGUGCAAUCGCGCGAUUUUACCGCGCGUCCCACCGAGGGAUCUCAUUGAAACCAACCUCCUGGCGAACAACAUGAUCGCAAGAGUUCUGGAUGAGCUGGUCUUGCCAACAAGGAGGAUUCAUUUAAGCGAAUGUGAAGCCGUUGCACUCACAGCGAUGAUUAUUUUGAAUCCAGAAGCGCCAGGCCUCUCGCCUCGCACGAUGUCCGAGUUGUCGCUGCUGAGAGAUCGAGUACAGACGGCUCUUUUCCAAACGAUACGCGAACGUCUUCAACCCGAGCACACCGUGCAAGCGGUCACGAGCCGAUUCGGCAAUUUGCUGCUCUUGUUGCCGCCACUAGCUCGUGUUUCCACAUUGUUCGCUGAGAAUGUUCACUUCGCUCGCAUGUUUGGCACUCAAAUUGUUGAUCCGAUCCUCGUCGAGGUCUUCAGUGAUGAACAUGGCAUGCAGAGAAGCGACAUU
Molecule: messenger RNA, 1203 nt
Organism: Mesorhabditis belari
Lineage: Eukaryota; Metazoa; Nematoda; Chromadorea; Rhabditida; Rhabditidae
Source: the annotation of a GenBank genome assembly